Molecule: messenger RNA, 408 nt
Organism: Aspergillus luchuensis
Lineage: Eukaryota; Fungi; Ascomycota; Eurotiomycetes; Eurotiales; Aspergillaceae
Exons: 3
Coding region: 1-408 (135 amino acids)
Source: RefSeq, a predicted model, not a curated record
AUGCGUUGGACCCCAGAAAAUGAGGAACUGCUAUGGCGGACCAUUUUUGAGACCCAGACUCUGACUCUAGAUUUGGACAAAAUUGCCGAAGGCUGGCCCGGUGAUGAUAAACCCACAGCAAAGGCUCUGAAGGAGCACCUUCCUAAAUAUCGCAAGGGGAUCAAGUCCGGUAUCUCAUUCAGUAUGAAUGGGAAGCGCCCUGCCGAUGAUAGCUCUGCUACACCUACCCCCAAGAAGAGACGCGCAACAAAGAAGGUCAAGGAAGGGGAGGUGUCAGAUGAUGGGCCUACCACACCGACCCCUAAGAAGAAUCGCCAGACAAAGAAGAAGGUCAAGGAGGAGGAGGAGGUAUCGGACGAUUCUGGUGUUGAGGCUCAUAUUUCUUCUGCUGUGAAGGAUAGGGAUUAG